CAUCUGUUCCCGCUCUUUCCAUUUCCCUCUCAUACUAUAUCUUAUACAGUAUAUAUAUUACUCCUCUACACCACAGCCCUUUCAAAAAAAAAUCCUUACACAAAAAAACACAUCUCCAUAAUCAUCAUCUCUCUUUCUUCUUCUUCUUCUUCUUCUUCUUCUUUCAUUUCUCUGCAAUUCUUGAAAACCCUUUACUCCAACAAAAAAAAAAAUGACAAAAAUCGACGCUCUUCGUCGAUUCCUUCUCCCUUGUUUCAACUCAACACCAACCUCCCCAACACCACCCCAACUCACCAUCCACACAAAAAAACGUCUAAGCACUUCUUUACGUGACGAUCUUGAAAAUAAACAGGAAAAAAACUCACCAUCAGAAAAUCAAGAUUCUUCAUACCCCACCACCCCAACUACCCGUACCCCCAGUGCCACGUCACUCUCUACUGCACCACCACGUUCAUCCAAAACAAUGGUCAUUGGUACAAUAUUCGGUCAACGACGUGGUGGACACGUAUGGUUUUGUGUACAACAUGAUAGACUCAACACUAAACCUUCACUUCUUUUAGAACUUUCUAUUCCAACAACUACACUUAUUCAAGAAAUGAAAUGUGGACUAGUACGUAUUGCACUUGAGUCAUCAACUGAUCAUAACUAUGAACUUAAUAACUGUCCACUUCAUUUAAUACCAAUGUGGACUUUGUUUUGUAAUGGAAGGAAAAUAGGGUUUGCGGUUAAAAGACGGGUGAGUCAACAGACUAGAAUGAUGCUUAAAACAAUGCAGAAUAUGACAGUCGGGGCGGGUGUGAUACCAUCGGGUUUUGUUUCGGGUCAAGAAUGUACUACUACUGAAGAAGUGUUGUAUAUGAGAGCUAACUAUGAAUGUAUUAUUGGUGGUGCUGAUUCUGAGUCUUUUCAUUUGAUUAACCCGGAUGAGGGUCCGGGUCAAGAAUUUAGUAUUUUCUUGCUAAGGUCCAAGUGAGGAAAAAAUGAAUAUUAUUACCAUUUCUUGGAAAUACAGAAAAUUUUUGGGUUUUCUGUUUUUUUUUUUUUUUGGGUCAAAAGGGGUUUUCUUGUCAACGUUCAAGUUCCAAUCUUAGAGGAUUUUUCAAUAGUUUGGGGAAAGGACAGCUUUUUGUAAAGAAAGCUAAUUUUUAUAAUUAUUCCUUUUACUUUUUUCAAGUUUAGCUUAAUCUAGUUUAGGCCAUUCUUUUUUCUAGAACUCUUGGGGUAUGAGAAUAUGUAGCACAAGAAAUGUUAGCAAUGUAUGAGAAAAGAGAUAGUUUUGGCAUAGGAUAUUAUAUUCUUCUGUAUGAUGUUAAUUCCAAUAUGAUAGAGGAAUUGAGUUCCUUCGUUGGCUACUUAUUGUUCUUUCUUAUUAGUAUCUGUGUUUCAUCGGAAGGAUAUGGUUCUGCUCGUUAAAUUAUUUGCUGAAAGUUAUUGCUAGAUAAUGUAUAAACAAAGUUGUGAGGAUUCCUCAUAAUUUGUUUAGGAAGAUUAUUUAAAUAUACUUAGGUGAUCAGUCUGAUUCAAGCAAAACGGGUUUUCAUGUCACUGGUGCUGUAAGUUCAAGUUCCAAUUUUUGAGGAGUUUUCAAUAGUUUGUGGAAAGGACGGCUUUUUGUAAAGAAAGCUAGUAAUUAUUUUAAUAGUCCUUUUAACUUUUUUCAAGUUUAGCUUAAUCUAGUUUAGGCCAUUCUUUUUUGUUCUUUUUUAAGAACUGUUGGGUUAUGAGAAUCUGUAGCACAAGAAAUGUCAGCAAUGUAGUAUGAAAAAAGAGUUGGUAGUUUUUUUUUUUUUGGGCAUAGGAUUAUUAUAUUCUUCUGUAUGAUGUUAAUUCUGAUAUGACUGAAGCAAUGAGUUUCUUCUUUUGCUACUUAUAUUUCUUUUUUAUAUGUUUCUUCAGAAGAAUACGGUUCUGCUUUGCUAAACUUAUUGCAAGAUGCUUAAUUUAUAAACAAUAUAGUGUGGGUUCCUCAUAAUUUGUUCUGGAAGAUUAUUUAAUAUACUUGAGUGAUUAGUCUGAUUCAAGCAUAUAAUUGA
This is a messenger RNA of Lycium barbarum (goji berry), 2033 nucleotides long. Its product is annotated as protein MIZU-KUSSEI 1. Lineage: Eukaryota; Viridiplantae; Streptophyta; Magnoliopsida; Solanales; Solanaceae. Bases 212 to 973 code for a protein of 253 amino acids. The transcript has a single exon. Gene Ontology annotation, biological process: hydrotropism. The record is from RefSeq and is a predicted model, not a curated record.